Molecule: messenger RNA, 734 nt
Organism: Salvia miltiorrhiza (redroot sage)
Lineage: Eukaryota; Viridiplantae; Streptophyta; Magnoliopsida; Lamiales; Lamiaceae
Exons: 3
Coding region: 154-387 (77 amino acids)
Biological process (GO): endoplasmic reticulum to Golgi vesicle-mediated transport
Cellular component (GO): Golgi membrane; COPII-coated ER to Golgi transport vesicle; endoplasmic reticulum membrane
Source: RefSeq, a predicted model, not a curated record
AGUGAAAAUGAAAACGAAGUUAAAAGCCGUUGUUCCUGGCGACCUCAAUCAAGACUUCUCCACCAGCACCGAUCUGCAUAUUUUUCUUAGUUUUGUGAUCAAUCCCCAAUUUUUUCUUCUCGAACCCUUUAACUCUAUGCUGUUUUUCUCGGAAUGGGGUUGUGGACACUUCUAGAAGGCUGCCUGCUUCUUGCAAACGCCCUGGCCAUAUUAAAUGAAGAUCGGUUCCUUGCCCCUAGAGGAUGGAGCUUCCAGGAGUAUUCUGGGAUUAAGAGAAACUCGUUCAAGGGACAGAUACUUGGUCUUAUCUACGCAACUCAGUACUUGAGAGUGCCCCUUAUACUUCUAAAUUUGCUCUGCGUCAUUGUGAAGAUGGUAUCAGGGUGAUGCUUGUGACCCUUUCUGAAAGGGAUUGUUUUAAUUGAUAUAGGUCAGGGGCAUAACGGUUAUGUACGCUUCUUUCAAGUAGACGUUUCUCUGAAGAUCAGGACAAUCUGUUUGAAACAGGAUGUUGAAUCUUACUAUAUUUUCCUUGAGAAUGUGUUCUAGAAACUUAUUAUUGUCUCACAAUCGUAGAACUUCCUCGAGCUGUUGUAUUUGGUAUCGAAGAAUUUGCUAGUUUGAUAAUGUUUUAACCAUCACCAAAUAUUUCCUGGCAGAACGCACUUGUGUUGGGUACAAGAUGGAAUUUUUCGAGCAAACUUAUAUUUAAGAUGUUUAUGGUUUUCCUCUUA